Messenger RNA from Danio rerio (zebrafish), 2391 nucleotides. It is a transcript of the gene tmem63c, whose product is annotated as transmembrane protein 63C. Gene Ontology annotation, molecular function: calcium-activated cation channel activity. Gene Ontology annotation, cellular component: plasma membrane; endoplasmic reticulum membrane; membrane. NCBI's taxonomy places the organism in Eukaryota, Metazoa, Chordata, Actinopteri, Cypriniformes, Danionidae. The record is from RefSeq and is marked provisional. Gene Ontology annotation, biological process: monoatomic cation transmembrane transport.
AUGGCGUUUGAGUCCUGGCCUGCAGGUGGAGUACGUCCUGUGGAGGAGCUGGACGUCAGGAGUUUCCUGAUGGAGGAGAACAGCACGGCGGAGAGGUGUUACCGCUCUCACUCGCGCAGCAGCGUCCUGCAGGGUCUGCCCUUCGGUGGAGUGCCCACUGUCCUCGCCAUCAACGUUGUGCUGUGGCUGAUCCUGCUUCUGAUCUUCUCCUGUUUGAGAAAGGCAGCGUGGGACUACGGCCGUCUGGCUCUGCUUAUGAAAAAUGACAGUUUGACAUCACUAUUCUAUGGAGAACAAAGCGAGAAGGAGAAAACCCCAUCAGACUCCAGUCCGUCAGACUCAGAGACCAAGGACAUGGGCUUCUGUUCCUGGCUCACAUCUUUGUACCACAUGAAGGAUGAAGAGAUCCGCAGUAAAUGUGGCAUUGAUGCGGUCACAUACUUGUCUUUCCAGCGCCACAUAAUUCUGCUGAUGAUGGUAGUGUGUUUGCUGUCCCUCACCAUCAUCUUGCCCGUGAAUCUCUCUGGAAACCUCCUCGAGAAUUUCGGACGAACAACGGUGGUUAAUGUUCCUGCACAGAACAUAUUUCUGUGGUUGCACAGUAUCUUCGCUCUGCUGUAUUUUGUGAUCACCGUGUUGUGCAUGGCACAUCAUUCCUCACGACUGGAAUACAGAGAGGACGAGAAGGUGGCCAGAACUCUAAUGAUAACGUCAAUUCCCCGCGAAAUCUCUGAUCCCGGCCUGAUCACCAAACACCUGCAUGAAGCUUAUCCCAGCUGCACCGUCACAGACAUCCACUUCUGCUUCAACGUGCAGAAACUAAUGAAGCUGGAUUCAGAAAGACGAAAAGCGAUGAAAGGAAGGCUGUACUUCACAACUAAAGCUCAGAAGAACGGAAGGAUCAUGAUCAAGACUCACCCUUGCGCACAGAUCUUCUGUUGUGAUAUAUGUGGCUUUGAAAAGGUGGAUGCAGAGCAGUACUACAGCGAGCUGGAGGAGAAACUGACAGAUGAGUUUAACGCAGAGAAGAACUGGAUCUCCAUGAAGAGGCUGGGCAUUGCAUUCGUGACCUUCAGGGAUGAGAGAAUGACAGCAGUUAUUGUGAAAGACUACAGUCGAGCUCGCUGCCGCCACAGACCCCAGCAGUCCAGCAUUACCACAGUGGUGCGAUCUCAUCAGUGGGACGUUUCAUACGCCCCUGCCCCUAACGACAUCAUCUGGGAGAAUCUGUCAGUUUGCGGUCCUCGCUGGUGGCUUCGCUGCAUCCUGCUCAACAUCCUGCUCUUCCUCCUGCUCUUCUUUCUCACAACCCCUGCGAUCAUCGUAAACACCAUGGACAAGUUCAACGUCACUCGGCCGGUCGAAAGCUUAAGGAACCCAGUAAUUACGCAGUUCUUCCCCACUCUGCUCCUGUGGGCCUUUUCCAUCCUCCUGCCCUUCAUUGUGUACUAUUCGUCUUUCUUUGAGUACCACUGGACCAGGUCCGGUGAGAAUCAGGUCACCAUGCACAAAUGCUUUUUACUGCUUGUCUUCAUGGUAAUCAUUCUACCAUCACUGGGUCUGUCCAGCUUGAAUUUGUUCUUCAGGUGGCUUUUUGACGUCCGCUUUUUAGAUGAAACAGAUGUAAAGUUUCAGUGUGUGUUUUUGCCUGAUAACGGGGCGUUUUUUGUGAAUUAUGUGAUCACGUCCAGUCUGAUCGGGACAGCGAUGGAGCUUCUGCGUAUUCCUGCUCUGCUGGUGUACUCUCUCCGCCUUUGUUUUGCCAAAUCUAAAGCCGAGUGCAUCCAUGUUAAAAUAAGUCAGGCCUAUGAGUUUCAGUUUGGUCUGGAAUACGCCUGGACCAUGUGUAUAUUUUCAGUCAGCAUGACCUACAGCAUCACCUGCCCCGUCAUCGUACCUUUUGGGUUGUUGUACCUGGUAUUGAAGCAUAUGGUGGAUCGGUAUAAUAUCUACUAUGCCUACACACCCACAAAGCUCAACCAGCGGAUCCAUGCGGCCGCCAUCAGUCAAGUUGUUGUGGCGCCCAUUCUCUGCAUGUUCUGGCUGCUGUUCUUCUCUGUGCUUAGACUCGGUCCAGUGCAGCCCAUUACUCUGUUCACCUUCAUUACUCUCCUGUGCUCCAUUGCCUUCUCCUGCUUUGGAUUCUGUCUGAAAAAACUACGAGCUGACAGAUCAACAAGCUAUCAGCUUUUUAUAGCCUCUGUCCUGCUGGAGCCAGAGCUGGGCUUGACUCCCAUGCCCUCUCCAGCCCACCAGAGCUACGGCACCAUGGUGAACAGCCAGAGUUCAGUGCGGGAUGCCGAAGAAGAUGAAGAGAAGGACCUGGAAGAAACUUUGGAGACUGAACUCAAGGAUGACCUUCUCAUGGACAGUCCGGUGGCUUUUCAGUGA